AUGGGUCGGCAUGCUCGCGCUCGCCGACGAGACGACUCGAGCGACGGCGACUCGACUGGCUCGUCUUCCUCGCACGAUUCCGACGACGAGUCGACCGCUUCCUCCCACGACCACUUGCGUCGCGAGAAAGGCGACAAGCGGGAUACAGAUGACAGCGAUGAGGAGGACACAGUAUCGGAGGCGUCGAGCAGCGACGAUUCCGACGAUGUACAUCACCAUCGACAUCGACGAAAGAAGCGGACAGAGAUAACUUGGUUGGGUGUCGGCGGGGCCGUCCUGCUUCUCGCGCUCGUCGUCGGCAUCGUUUUCGCGACGAAGUCCUCUUCUGCUGGCUCUCCAUCUGCCAGCUCGUCGUCUCCGGCGGGAGGGAGCAGUGAUAGUGGAGCGGGCGGUGCUGGGGGAGGCGACAAUCCGACGACGGAUCUCGCGACGGAUCCGACCGGUUCUCCUGUAUUGCAGGACAUUCCUUCAUCGGGGAGCGCUAGCGCUACCGCUACCGCGCCCGCCAGCUCUGGCAGUCCCGCCGCGAGCGCCGGACCUUCCCAAGGCUCGUCGAAAAGUUCCGCAGCGACGCCUGCGGCUUCGCAACCUGCAGGAGGAGGAGGUCCGUACAAGCUUGUCACAACGUACGCUGGCACCACCUUCUUCGAUGGCUGGACGUUCUGGGAUACGGCAGACCCGACGCAUGGCCAAGUCACCUACCUCAGCUCGAGCGCCGCGACGAGCAACAAGUUGAUUUCGACGAGUGCCAAGUCCGCUGUCAUGAGAGUGGACAACACGACGAAACUGGCGAGCGGAGCGCCUCGCAACUCCAUUCGGUUGCACUCGAAGGACGCGGUCAAGAUCAACUCGCUCAUUAUCGCUGAUAUCCUUCAUAUGCCGACCGGCUGUGCAACUUGGCCAGCGUGGUGGAGUAACGGACCCAAUUGGCCCGCCGGAGGCGAGAUCGACAUCGUCGAGCAGGUGCACGAAGCGACAGUCAACCAGUACACGCUGCAUGUCAACGACUCGGACUGCAAGCGAGCAAGCAGCCCCGACAUCACCGGUACAGCGGUUGCAGCCAACGACGACUGCAACGCCCACACCAAGGGCAACACCGGCUGCUCGUACAGCGAGACGGCGUCCAACUCCGACGCCAUCAGCAUCUGGUUCUGGUCGCACGGCGGGACCGACUUGCCGAAGAAUAUCGCGAGCGGUGCGCCUGACAUGUCGACUUGGGGCAAACCAAGCGCGAGGUGGCCGAAGAGCUCGUGCGAUAUCGGCAAGUACUUCCAAGACCAGACCCUCAUCUUCGACACAACGCUGUGCGGCGACUGGGCUGGCGCAGUCUGGCCGUCCGAGUGCUCUGCCAAAGCGCCAACUUGCGCAGACUACGUCGCCGACCCGACGCACUUCAAUGACGCCUGGUGGGAGGUUGCGAGUAUCAAGGUGUAUUCGAUUUAG
Messenger RNA from Rhodotorula toruloides NP11, 1443 nucleotides. Its product is annotated as glycoside hydrolase family 16 protein. Gene Ontology annotation, molecular function: hydrolase activity, hydrolyzing O-glycosyl compounds. Lineage: Eukaryota; Fungi; Basidiomycota; Microbotryomycetes; Sporidiobolales; Sporidiobolaceae. The coding region runs from base 1 to 1443 and encodes 480 amino acids. Gene Ontology annotation, biological process: glucan catabolic process. The record is from RefSeq and is a predicted model, not a curated record. The transcript has 15 exons.